Phoenix dactylifera (date palm) is the source of this 1504-nucleotide messenger RNA. Its product is annotated as protein sym-1-like. Gene Ontology annotation, cellular component: membrane; cytoplasm. Lineage: Eukaryota; Viridiplantae; Streptophyta; Magnoliopsida; Arecales; Arecaceae. The record is from RefSeq and is a predicted model, not a curated record.
CCAUUCACUGAAAUGGACUCCUCCCAGCUCUAUCCUUUAGCGGCCUUGGAGACUGGGAGUUACCACGGCAGAAUUAUUACUUCCCAAUUCCCAGAACUAUAUAAACCCCCUCCGAAGCGAUGCACCGCGGCGCUGCGAAGAUGGCCGCAAUCCACUGCAAAUCUCCCCUCCCCUUUGAAACCAUCCCUCUGCCCCAUAAACCCGUCUCUCGCCUCCCCAAUCCGGCCCUAAUGUCUUCGAUUUUGGGCCGGAGAACACUUCUGGGCGUUCGAUUCCCGUGCUGUUUCCUCCAAUCCUUGCCCAAUUCUACCUCUGGUGGUGGCUUGCCGGGUUUGGGUCGUCUUGGGUUUGGAUUUGGGCCGAAAGGCUUGGAUUUUGUUCGGGUUCGAGCGGUUUCGGACGGUGGUUCCGGUUCCGGCGGUGAUGGUGGUGGCUAUGGGGAGCCGGGAUAUGGGGGCGCUGGUGGCGGAGGUGGUGAUGAGGGCGGUGGGGAUGAUUGGUUCUUAUUCUCAUGGUACAUGAUGGCACUUGAUAAGUACCCAGUGACAACCAAAGCAAUAACAUCUGCAUUUCUGACUCUCAUUGGUGAUUUAAUUUGUCAGCUUUUAAUCGAUCAGGUGUCAAAAUUGGAUUUUAGGCGAACAUUUGUGUUCACUCUUUUGGGACUUGUUUUGGUGGGUCCCACGUUGCAUUUUUGGUACCUGUACCUAAGUAAAUUGGUGACAGUGCCUGGAGCAUCAGGUGCAUUCUUACGGCUUUUGCUUGAUCAGUUUGUAUUCUCUCCCAUCUUCAUAGGAGUUUUCUUAACUUCACUUGUCACCUUAGAGGGAAGGCCUUCUCAUAUUAAGCCAAAGCUUCAGCAGGAGUGGUUUUCAUCAGUUGUAGCGAAUUGGCAGUUAUGGAUCCCAUUCCAAUUUCUCAACUUUCGAUUUGUUCCGCAGAAGUUUCAGGUUCUUGUUGCGAAUUUUGUGGCUCUUGCAUGGAAUGUCAUUCUGUCAUUUAAAGCUCACAAAGAAGUUGUAUUGAAAUAGAUAUUGAUGGAGCAUCAGAGAGUGUUCAAUGGAGCAUCAGAUUCGUUGCCAGACAUGAAUUUGAUAUCAGUCUUUUUUGGAUUAAAAUGAAUUUGAUAUCUGGUAAUCAGCUAGAACAAUCAGGUAGCUUCUUUAUCACAAAGAUUUUUUUUUUUUGAAAUUGUAGCUGAUGCAUUGGUAUUGGGAGGGACAAGAAUUCUAUAUUCGAACUGCUUUCAUAUCUUUCCACCCUUCGAUUUUUCUUCUUCCAGCAAGGGCAAAUUACUGGAAACAAUAUUAUUGCUGAGCUGUCGAAUCCUUGCAAUCCACCCCACACUAGUUGUACUCAACCAAAGGAGGCCAAAAAAAAAAACAGGAGAGAAAAUUUUGUGAUUUCAAGAUCUAAGAUGCCAGAAUCUACAUUUUCAUGUGCACCAAAUUGCUUAUGGAAAGGAAAUUAUAUAACAUAACAUUUCGCUACUUUUGAGAAAGAA